Phragmites australis (common reed) is the source of this 1140-nucleotide messenger RNA. Its product is annotated as putative cyclin-D7-1. Gene Ontology annotation, molecular function: cyclin-dependent protein serine/threonine kinase regulator activity. Bases 1 to 1140 code for a protein of 379 amino acids. The record is from RefSeq and is a predicted model, not a curated record. Gene Ontology annotation, cellular component: cytoplasm; cyclin-dependent protein kinase holoenzyme complex; nucleus. The transcript has 6 exons. NCBI's taxonomy places the organism in Eukaryota, Viridiplantae, Streptophyta, Magnoliopsida, Poales, Poaceae. Gene Ontology annotation, biological process: regulation of cyclin-dependent protein serine/threonine kinase activity; mitotic cell cycle phase transition.
AUGGAAGACGACAGCGAGAGCUGCAGGAGCAUGGAUAUUACGAGUCUUCUCUACUGCCACGAAGACCCUCUCGUCUCCACGCCGCCACCGGCGUCUCCGGCAGCAGCAGUUGCCCCGCGAGGAGAUGAUCCAGCCGCUGCUGAUGGUAUCAAUGUGCUAUUCCAGUCAUCAUCACUUGCGGCCGCGGUCAUAGGAGAUCAGCAAGAAGAACUUUUGAUGGACUACAUGGCCAGGCAGAGAUGCUAUGCGCCGACCAGAGGCUACCUCGACCAUCUGCUGACACAGCAGCAGCAGCAGGGAUCAUCGUCCUCACCUUCGAUUUCUCACGGUGUGUCCAGCGCUCGCUCCAGAGGCGUGCAAUACAUCAUCUAUGCAUUUGGUAGGUUGGGAUUGGCGGCGGCGACGGCGUUCAACGCAGUCAACUACCUCGACCGCUUCCUCUCCAUCAACUGCCAUCUGAGGUGGGAGGUGUGGAUGGUUGAAUUGGUGAGCGUGGCCUGCCUGUCGAUCGCAUGCAAGCUGGACGAGGUCAAUAUCCCAUCACUUCACGAUCUCCAGAUGGAAGAGGCGAUGAGCAACACGUUCCGGCCACCGUCGAUCCGGGACAUGGAGCUGACGCUGCUCAAGGCGCUCCAAUGGCGCAUCGCCUGCGUCACCCCCUACUCCUUCCUCCAACUCCUCCUCCCCCUUAUUACUUGCAGCACCUCAGCAGCUUCUCGCUGCACCCGCCUCCUCAUCCGCUCGCUCUCAGAGCCCUCGUUGCUCCGGUUUGAUUCCUCUGUGAUUGCCGCAUCUGCUCUUCGGUCUGUUGCACUACAAGAUCAUCAUCAGGCUCAUGUCUCCUGCCAUAUCAGCCACCUUAUUUGUCGGGAGUGCGCAUUGGACAAAGACGCCGUCAAUGAGUGCUUCGAGAUGAUGAAAACACUCCACACAAGCUUGGACUUGAACAAUAAUCAUCUGAUGUACAGUAGAGAUCAGCAGUGGAGCCCGAUUUCAGUUAUCCCCUUUCAAACUGACGGUACAGUUAACAGGUCAGCAGUUACUCGUCGCUUAUUUGGCAGAUUGAUGCCUGACGGUACAGAAAAUGGAGAUAGUACAUCAUCACAUACACAAAGAGAUGAAGUGAUCUCACACAAGUAA